AUGGCUUUCAAAAUUCUGGAUUCGCGUUGUCAGGACCCAGAAUAUGUUUUCGGCUCCAUGAAUAUUCUCUAUACAUGCGCCGAAGCCGGUGAAUUGCUCACUGGAAACCUAACCGAUACGGUUUACCAAUGUCUUUGCGACUACUGCGAGAAAUCUGAUCCGGAUUUGCUGGGAUGCCCUUACCAAGCAAUCAUAACUUUAUUUGGAUUUGACGUCGACUUAGAUCCAUAUCCAUACUUCUCUGACAACAGCCGCUAUUCCGAUAGUAUCAACAAACAGGAAAAUACCGACAUUGGAAGUCCUGGGAUAAGCGAGAACAAUGGUCUUCUUACGAUCGAUUAUAAUGGCAUCGAGAAGAACGGAUUGCAGAGCGAUAGAAUGGCUGAUCGUGCUGAGAAUAGAACGAAGAUAGUAUCUAGUAGGCCCGAUGUUGUGUCUGUUAUCCAAAAGAAGAUCCUAUAUUACCUUCCAGGGCUUGAUGGAAUUGUCCAGGGUAUUAAUUUAUGA
Messenger RNA from Penicillium cosmopolitanum, 507 nucleotides. RefSeq lists its product as uncharacterized. The record is from RefSeq and is a predicted model, not a curated record. Bases 1 to 507 code for a protein of 168 amino acids. The transcript has 2 exons. Lineage: Eukaryota; Fungi; Ascomycota; Eurotiomycetes; Eurotiales; Aspergillaceae.